CGCAUGAACGACGGUGUUGAUGAAGCAAACGUCAAAACGCCAGCCUGACACGUUAUCUUUAAAUACACAAAGUAAAUAUACUCCGUAUUUACCUGGGUAACAUUAAAUGACAAUAAUGUAAAAUGUCUUUACUCGACGAUGAUAAUAUCAACUGGGUGCAAGACUUGGAAAAUGCUGUGCUGGAAGAAUGUUCAGCAAGUGAUAUAUUUUGCAUUUGUAAGGGAAAACCCCUACCGGAACGUUUGCGGUCAGAAGUUUGGCAGAUAUGCCUUGAUGUAUCUGACAAAGGGAAUCAGAUAGAGCUAUUCAAUGAAAUCUAUGAUCUUCCAAAUCAAGCAGUUCUCCAUGAAGAUUGCACAAAUUUCGUUGCCACACUUGGCAAUGAUGAUAAUGAGAAGCCUUCCAUUACAUCAGAGCUUGAAAGCAUCCUAACAUACUACUGCAAAAGCAGAAAUCUCACCUACAAACAUGAUAAUGGUUGGAUUGAACUGUUAUUGCCACUCAUCACUUUAAGAGAGGACAAGUCCACAAUGUACAACUUGUUUGAAGGAAUUCGCGACACUUACAUCCCACAGGGUUCACAGAAAGAUGGCAAUGCUUUCCAUAUAAUGAGAUUACUUCUGCAAUAUCAUGAUCCAGAAUUGUGCUCAUUUCUGGACACUAAGAAAAUAACACCAGAAUUGUAUUGCCUCACAUGGUUUCAGUCUCUAUUUGCAGCCACAUGCAAUCUUACAGCUACAAUCACCAUGUGGGACUAUUACUUUCAACAGAGUGAUCCUUUCUUUAUUUUCUUCCUUUCACUGAUUAUGGUGAUAAAUGCCAGAGAGCAGAUUAUGUCUAUGAAAGAAGAAGGAAAGGAUAAACUUAUUAAUAUACUUUCUGGUAUGCCCAGUGGUCUAGAAGCUGAAGACGUCGCAGAUUUUUGCUCGUUAGCGCAGUAUUACUGUCUAAAAACACCGACAAGUUUUCGCACGGAAUUAAUGCAGCCACUGUAUGGUGGUAGCAACGCAGGGGCGCAAUCAGUUUCUCAAGCUUUAUGUCUACCAGUAUCAGUCGAUGAGUUAGUUGGGAAUGCGUUCAAUCGUGCAAUGGGCGGCGGUCAGGAUGGAGUGCGUUUCUUUUUAGUUGAUUGUCGACCUAUCGAGCAGUACAAUUCUGGCCAUUUACCAACCGCGUUUCAUUUGGAUUGUAAUUUGAUGUUACAAGAGCCUAGUGCCUUUCAGACUGCUGUCCAGGGAUUGUUGAUGUCACAGAGGCAGGCUUUGGCAAUUAAUUCUAAUGCAGCUGGUGAACACCUUUGCUUUUUGGGCUCUGGCCGCAACGAAGAAGAUCAGUAUACUAAUAUGGUUGUCGCGUCAUUCCUACAAAAGAACACAAAAUAUGUGUCUUUGUUAACCGGCGGUUUUACUGCAUUGCAUGAUGCAUUCGAUUAUGAGCGAUGUCUACAAGAUCACAAUGCUUAUCAAUGCAUUGUUUGCUUGCCACGACUCGAUACAGGUAUCUCCAAAACUCCAACGCAAAGUGGCAAGCAAUCAUCGGACAUUUUCGGCAAAAUCUCCGCAGCUAUGAAAUCCAAAUCAGCGGAAGUUAAAGGAAUGUUAUUUGAAUACAUUGUGAAUCCGAAUAAUUCCCCAGUUCAAGAAAGACACGUGUCUAGUAAUGACAAGCAAGGAAAACGUUACAGAAACGUUGCGCCUGUUUUUAGUAUUGAUGAUCACGACGACAGCAUUACAACCGAUGCGAAUUUAGAAGAGGAUGACGAUAAAGAGCUGGUCUCUAUCCAAUCAUGGAUCAAAGACCCGGAUGUAAUCGAGCACUUCCCAUGCCAGGAAGUGCAAGUAAGCGGAUGUAUGUAUAAAAGUCACCUACUUGUAACCAGUUCUCACCUGGUGGUGAUUCGUGAGGUGGCCGAUAAGUCUGAUACGGGUGAAGUUAUCGUCAAACGUCCACUGUCCACUAUUGUGAAGAUAACAGCCAAAAAGCGCGUUCCCGAUUUGAUCACAUUCAAGUACGGUAUUCCCGAUGGCGAUUCACUACUAAUUUCCGAUAUGGACCGCUUUCUAAUUCCGAAUGCAACCAAAGCGACUAAAACCGUUUCGGAUCAGAUCUUAAAAACAAUGAAGUCAAAAGAUUAAUGCAUAGAUUUAUCUUUGUUGGCCUAUCUUAGAAAAUAGUUAAUCAAAUCUAAACUUCAGUAAAGCUAAUCCAAUUAACUUUCAUUAGUAGAGUUUGUCUUAGCAGCCAUCACAUAUUUACAAACAAGUAAGCCAGAAUAUGCUUAAUCUUAUGAAAUAGAUUGUAGACUUGCACUGAAGAUUAAAUUAUUACAUUAUGGUGCUUAUACUUAAAGAUUUUAACACAUGAUUGCUGGAUAUGAAUGAAACUGUAAUGAUGUUGAGAUGAUGCAGAUGUAAAUAAAGAGGUUCUACCUAUGUUACAUAUA
Messenger RNA from Dalotia coriaria, 2443 nucleotides. RefSeq names its product TBC1 domain family member 23 (gene TBC1D23). Gene Ontology annotation, cellular component: trans-Golgi network. Bases 123 to 2135 code for a protein of 670 amino acids. The transcript has 6 exons. Gene Ontology annotation, biological process: retrograde transport, endosome to Golgi. The record is from RefSeq and is a predicted model, not a curated record. Lineage: Eukaryota; Metazoa; Arthropoda; Insecta; Coleoptera; Staphylinidae.